Messenger RNA from Lepus europaeus (European hare), 1234 nucleotides. RefSeq names its product retention in endoplasmic reticulum sorting receptor 1 (gene RER1). The record is from RefSeq and is a predicted model, not a curated record. Bases 155 to 745 code for a protein of 196 amino acids. Gene Ontology annotation, biological process: retrograde vesicle-mediated transport, Golgi to endoplasmic reticulum; protein retention in ER lumen. Lineage: Eukaryota; Metazoa; Chordata; Mammalia; Lagomorpha; Leporidae. The transcript has 7 exons. Gene Ontology annotation, cellular component: Golgi membrane.
CCGCGGGGCUCAGCCAGAGAUGGGUUCUGGUUUCAGCCGCACCAGCAGCUGCCGACUGGCUCAGAGCCUCCGCUUUCUCCCCGUGCACCCCUGGGGGGCUGCUGCCUGGCACAGCCACACCUGACGGACCAGGAAGCGGAGCCUGGGUGGCAGGAUGUCCGAAGGGGACAGUGUCGGCGAUUCGGUCCACGGGAAGCCCUCGGUGGUGUACCGAUUCUUCACGAGACUCGGACAGGUUUACCAGUCCUGGCUGGACAAGUCCACACCUCACACAGCGGUGCGAUGGGCCGUGACGCUGGGCCUGAGCUUUGUCUACGUGAUCAGAGUCUACCUGUUACAGGGCUGGUACAUCGUGACCUACGCCUUGGGGAUCUACCACCUCAACCUCUUCAUAGCGUUCCUCUCCCCCAAGGUGGACCCUUCCCUAAUGGAGGACUCAGAUGACGGCCCGUCGUUGCCAACCAAGCAGAACGAGGAAUUCCGCCCCUUCAUUCGAAGGCUUCCGGAGUUCAAGUUUUGGCACGCGGCUACCAAGGGCAUCCUGGUGGCCAUGGUGUGCACCUUCUUCGAGGCGUUCAACGUCCCGGUGUUCUGGCCGAUCCUGGUGAUGUACUUCAUCAUGCUCUUCUGUAUCACCAUGAAGCGGCAGAUAAAGCACAUGAUUAAAUACCGGUACAUCCCAUUCACGCACGGGAAGAGGAAGUACACAGGCAAGGAGGACGCGGGCAAGACCUUUGCUAGCUAGGAGCUGGACAGUCGUCACUCGGGUCUCGAGAGCGGUUUGGAGCCACUGUAACAAGGCCUUUUCUCUUCACAUAAAGUAGUUGAUUACGAGGGAGUUGAAUUUUCUUUUUAAAAAGGAGCCUCCAAUUAUUUGUAACUGAAAUACCAGGUUCUGGAAGGAACUGCACUUAAACCAAAUUGCGUUGAUUUGUUCCCUGUGAUGUUCACGUUUCAAACGGAAGGAACUGUUGUCGGCCACAGGCUCGGGAGGCCGGGUGGGGGAGGCCAGUGACAGCCGUGGUGACAGUGGCUGCUCACGGCUCAGCCGCCCAGCUGACCGCACCGCCCGCCCCGAGCCGGAGUGUGGACGCAGCCUGCCGGGCGCCGUGCAGGAACUCGAGGUGACCUCCUGGGCGCGGGGGUCCCGCACGUCUCCUGAGCCCACGGCAGUGACUCAAAGCUCUGUUCUUAAUUACCGCGAUUGGAACUAUAAAUAUAUAUUCUAUUUUAA